AUGCAGAGCUUCAAGCUGAGUUCGAGCAAGAUCCUAAGGAAGAUAUUAAGCGGGAAUUCAUCAGAAACUUCUAGUUCGAAUCAAGCAUCAUCUGAAAAUUCAACAAGACAAUUCUAUCAUCAAACCAAAAAGAUCUUUGUUGGUUCCUGGAACAUUGGAGGCAUUGCACCACCUCAGAAUUUGAACAUUGAAGAUUGGCUUGACACACAUAAUGAUUAUGCAGAUAUUUAUGUUCUAGGGUUCCAAGAAAUUGUACCUCUAAAUGCAGCAAAUGUAUUAGGUCCACAGAACAAGAAAAAUUCUAUGAAGUGGAAUUCUCUUAUUGGAGCAACCCUUAACAAUAAAAAACCAAUAGAGAUAGUUGAAGAAGAGAUAAGGGCAGAACCUCAAAAGAUAUAUCCUUUGAAGGAACAAGUUGGUGAAGAGUUUGAAAAUGUUGAUGAUUUCCAAUGCAUCAUAAGUAAGCAAAUGGUGGGUAUGUUCAUUACUAUUUGGGCAAGAUGUGACCUUUAUCGAUUUAUCCAGCACUUGAAUGUCUCAUCUGUUGGCUGUGGGAUUAUGGGUUGCUUGGCAAACAAGGGAUCAAUAUCAAUUAGAUUUGUGUUGCAUGAAACAAGCUUUUGCUUUAUAUGUAGUCAUCUAGCUUCUGGUGGGAAAGAAGAAGACAAGAGACAAAGAAAUGUUAAUGCAAAUGAUAUCUUGUCCCAAACAAGCUUCCCUGCAGGUCCUAUGCAUGAUAUGCCUCAAAACAUUAUUGACCAUGAUCGAGUUGUGUGGCUAGGAGACUUGAACUACAGAAUAGAUAUGCCACACUUUGCAACACAUUCAUUGAUCAAUAGAAGAGAAUGGGAAACCUUGUUGGAACAUGAUCAGCUUAAGAUGGAGCUUAAAGAGGGUCAUGUAUUCCAAGGUUGGCAUGAAGGAGCUAUAGAGUUUCCACCUACAUACAAAUACCUUCCAAAUUCAGAUGAUUACAUAGGUUGUGAUGAGAAUCACAUUAUCAAAAAGAAACGUUCCCCAGCAUGGUGUGAUAGAAUAAUAUGGUUUGGAAAGGGCAUGAAUCAAAUCGAAUACAACAGGAGUGAGUCAAAUGUUUCCGAUCAUAGGCCAGUAAGAGCAGUGUUCACGGCGGACAUCAAGGUUGCAGAAACAAAUUGUAAAUGA
Molecule: messenger RNA, 1164 nt
Organism: Vicia faba (fava bean)
Lineage: Eukaryota; Viridiplantae; Streptophyta; Magnoliopsida; Fabales; Fabaceae
Source: the annotation of a GenBank genome assembly